AUGGCGACUCCCCAGUCCAUCACCUCUUACGAGGCUGCCGACAGCGACAAGAAGCUCGAGCAGAUUACUUUCCGAUUCUGCUCCGAAUGCUCCAACAUGUUGUACCCCAAGGAGGAUCAGGAUGCUCACAAGCUCCAGUUUACCUGCCGAACCUGCCAGUACACCGAGGACGCCAAGUCUACCUGCGUCUUCCGCAACAACCUCAACACCUCGGCUGGUGAGACCGCCGGUGUCACCCAGGAUGUUGGCUCCGAUCCGACGGUUAGUGACCUUCCACCUGUUCUCUGCCACGGUUGUGGUGGAGUCAUUUACUGUACCUCUUGCGGCAAGCCCGAUUGCCAUAUGGUUGCCUCUUUGAACAAGAUCAGUCAGCCCAUCACGGGCAUGUGCCAGUUCACCUUGCCAUGGGAGGACCCUUUUACUGCCUACGAUGAGGAGAUGAUGGACGAGGACUCUGAUGACGCCAAGACAGAGUCUGAUGACUUCUUCUCCGACGUGAGCGAAGAGUUUCUUGACGAGAUCUCCAUGAUUUGCCAGCACACCGAAGCUGUCUUCUUCCAGUCUCAGCAGCGAAGCGCUGAAACCGGCAUGAAACUGUUCUACGUCUGCUGCGAAUGCGGUCACAUUUUCACUUGA
Molecule: messenger RNA, 636 nt
Organism: Fusarium venenatum
Lineage: Eukaryota; Fungi; Ascomycota; Sordariomycetes; Hypocreales; Nectriaceae
Product: transcription factor S-II-domain-containing protein
Biological process (GO): transcription-coupled nucleotide-excision repair; maintenance of transcriptional fidelity during transcription elongation by RNA polymerase II; DNA-templated transcription
Cellular component (GO): RNA polymerase II, core complex
Molecular function (GO): DNA-directed RNA polymerase activity; nucleic acid binding; zinc ion binding
Source: RefSeq, a predicted model, not a curated record